Molecule: messenger RNA, 4882 nt
Organism: Suncus etruscus (white-toothed pygmy shrew)
Lineage: Eukaryota; Metazoa; Chordata; Mammalia; Eulipotyphla; Soricidae
Gene: NUP160
Product: nucleoporin 160
Exons: 36
Coding region: 10-4215 (1401 amino acids)
Cellular component (GO): nuclear pore
Molecular function (GO): structural constituent of nuclear pore
Source: RefSeq, a predicted model, not a curated record
GGCGCGAAAAUGGCGGCGGCGGGAUGCCUGGAGCGCAGCUUGGUGGAGCUGAGCGGAGCUGAGCGUGAGAGGCCCCGGCGCUUUCGGGAACUCACGGUGUGCUGCGUAGGUACGGAAGCAACCCCAGGCAGCGUGAAACACAGCGAGAGCGCGGGAGGCUUCUGCUAUUCAGAAAGUGGCCAUCUGUUCUCCAUCACCAGAAACAGGUUCAUUCAUUGGAAGGUGUCUGGAGAGUUAUUGGAGCUGGUGGAAGAGUCCCUGGACUUAAACUUGUUGAAUAAUGCAGUUCGCCUCAAAUUCCAGAAUUGUAGUGUCUUACCCGGUGGGGUGCAUGUCUCUGAGACUCAUAAUCAUGUGAUCAUCCUAAUCAUCACCAACCAGACAGUGCACAGGUUACUCCUGCCGCACCCAUCCCGCAUGUAUCGGAGUGAACUAUUAACUGAGAAUCAGAUGCAGUCAGUGUUCACUGAUAUUGGCAAAAUUGAUUUCGUGGAUCCUUGCAACUUUCACUUAAUUCCAACGGUGCCUGGACUCGCCCCUAAUGCUGCCACCUCAGCUGCCUGGCUUAGCAACGAUGGGGAGGCGCUGUUCGCUCUGCCAUCUGCUUCCGGGGGGAUCUUUGUUUUAAAACUGCCUCCUUAUGACAUCCCUGGGGUAGUGUCAGUGGUGGAACUCAAACAGAGCUCGGUGAUGCAGCGGUUGCUCAUCGGCUGGAUGCCAACAGCUAUCAGGGGUGACCAGGGCCCUUCGGAUCGUCCCCUCAGCCUUGCUGUGCAUCGUAUGGAGCAUGAUGCUUUCAUCUUUGCUCUGUGCCAGGAUCAUAAGUUGCGGAUGUGGUCUUACAAGGAUCAAAUGUGCCUCAUGGUGGCUGACAUGCUGGAGUUUGUCCCUGUAAAUAAAGACCUUCGGCUCACUGCUGGCACUGGCCACAAAUUACGGCUUGCGUAUUCUUCUUCCAUGGGACUCUGUCUGGGAGUGUACCUACAUGCACCCGGCCAUGGCCAGUUCUGCGUUUUCCAGUUGGCUGGUGCUGAGAAUAACCGCUACAGUCUAGAUCACAUUUCCUCACUCUUCACUUCUCAGGAGACACUGAUUGACUUUGCCUUAAACACUACAGAUAUCUGGGCCCUGUGGCAUGAUGCUGAGAACCGCACGGUUGUGAAAUACAUCAACUUUGAACAUAAUUUUGUAGGUCAUUGGAAUCCAGUUUUUAUGCAGUCUUUGCCAGAGGAAGAGAUCAUCAUCCGAGACGACCAAGACCCCAGAGAGAUGUAUUUACAGAGCCUUUUUACCCCAGGACGGUUCUUAUAUGCAGCUCUGUGCAAAGCAUUACAGAUAUUCUGUCGAGGAACUGAGAGGAAUGCAGACUUUUCCUGGAGUGAACUAAAGAAAGAAGUUACAUUGGCUGUUGAAAGCGAGCUCCAAGGGAGUGUGACGGAGUAUGAAUUUUCCCAGGAGGAAUUUCGAAACUUGCAACAGGAGUUCUGGUGCAAGUUCUAUGCCUGCUGUCUUCAAUACCAGGAAGCCCUGUCUCAUCCUCUUGCUCUGCUCCUGAACACGCAGACAAACAUGGUGUGCUUGCUGAAGAAGGGGUACCUGUCUUUCCUUGUGCCUUCCUCUUUAAUGGAUCAUUUAUAUCUCCUGUCUGAUGAGAACCUUUUGACAGAGGACGAGACAGCCAUAUCUGAUGAUGGCGAUGUUGCCCGGGAUGUCUUAUGUCUUAUAAAAUGCCUUCGGCUGAUUGGACAGUCAGUGACUAUGGAUAUGUCCAUAAUAAUGGAAUUGAGCUGUUUGAACCUAGAAUCACCAGAAAAGGCCGCAGAACACAUUCUGGAAGAAUUGAUCACUAAUGACGUAGAAAAUGUGAUGGAGGAUAUUUGUAGUAAAUUGCAAGACAUCAGAAACCCCAUCCAGGCCAUUGGACUUCUCUUACGAGAAAUGGAUUAUGAAACAGACGUGGAACUGGAAAAGGAAUUUAGUCCAGCUCAGCCUUUGAAUGUUCGCGUGCAUCUCUCCCAGCUCCUGGGUAGCAGCACAGCAGGGUUUAUCGUGUGCAGGGGUGUGCUUAAGAUUGCCAGCACUCGCUUUCUCAUCUGCCGAGACCUUCUGAUUUUACAGCAGCUGCUGGUGCGCCUGGGAGAUGCAAUGAUCCUGGGCGCUGGCCAGCUCUUCCAAGCUCAGCAGGACCUGCUGCACCGAACAGCCCCCCUGGUCUUAUCUUACUACCUCGUGAAGUGGGCAAGUCAGUGCCUGGCAACCGAUGUUCCAGUCGACACACUGGAGUCGAAUCUCCAACACUUAUCAGUGCUGGAACUUACAGACUCUGGCACUUCCGUUGGCAAUAAACUCGUCUCUAGCCCUCAGACGAUUGUGGAGUUAUUCUUCCAAGAAGUUGCAAGAAAACAGGUUGUGACGCAUCUCUUUUCCCAAGCCAAACUGCCUCUGAACCAAAAUGGGAUGAAUUGGCCUGAAAUCAUUACUGCAGUUACCAAUUACGUAUUGCAACUGUUAUGGCCCAACAACCCUGGUUCUCUCUUUCUAGAAUGUUUGAUGGGAAACUGUCAGUAUGUCCAGUUGCAGGAUUACAUCCAACUGCUCCAUCCCUGGUGUCAAGCCAAUGUCGGCUCUUGUCGAUUUAUGCUGGGACGAUGUUACCUGGUCACCGGAGAGGGACAGAAGGCUCUGGAAUGUUUCUGUCAGGCUGCCUCUGAAGUGGGCAAAGAGGAAUUCCUGGACCGGCUGAUCCGGUCAGAGGACAGUGAGAUUGUGGCUAUGCCCAGACUGCAGUAUUACGAUAAGGUCUUACGCCUACUCGACGUUGUUGGUUUGCCCGAGCUAGUUAUUCAGCUGGCAACGUUCGCAAUAACUGAAGCAGGUGAUGACUGGAAAAGUCAGGCUACUUUACGGACCUGCAUUUUCAAACAUCAUCUGGAUCUGGGUCACAAUAGCCAAGCGUAUGAAGCCUUAACCCAAAUUCCUGAUUCUAGCAGGCAGUUAGAUUGUUUGCGGCAGUUGGUGGUAGUUCUUUGUGAACGCUCACAGCUCCAGGAUCUUGUCGAGUUUCCCUAUGUGAAUCUACAUAAUGAGGUCGUGGGAAUAAUCGAAUCUCGAGCAAGGGCUGUGGACCUCAUGACUCACAGUUACUAUGAGCUUCUCUAUGCCUUUCACAUCUACCGUCACAAUUACCGAAAGGCGGGCACCGUGAUGUUCGAGUAUGGGAUGCGCCUCGGCAGAGAGGUCCGCACUCUUCGGGGACUGGAGAAGCAAGGCAACUGCUACCUGGCUGCACUGAACUGUUUGCGGCUCAUUCGGCCCGAGUAUGCGUGGAUCGUUCAGCCGGCAUCAGGAGCCGUGUACGAUCGCCCUGGAGCGUCCCCUAAGAGGAAUCACGAUGGAGAAUAUACAGCUGCUCCCACGAACAGGCAGGUUGAAAUCCUGGAACUGGCAGAUCUAGAGAAACAAUGCUCCUUGGCUCGGAUCCGCCUCACCCUGGCCCAGCAUGAUCCCUCAGCAGUCGCAGUCGCAGGAAGUUCAUCAGCAGAGGAGAUGGUCAGCCUCUUGGUUCAGGCUGGCCUCUUUGACACUGCUCUGUCCCUCUGUCAGACUUUCAAGCUUUCGUUAACACCAAUCUUUGAAGGGCUUGCUUUCAAGUGCAUCAAGCUGCAGUUUGGUGGCGAGGUGGCGCAAGCAGAAGCCUGGGCCUGGCUCGCAGCCAAUCCACUCUCCUCAGUCAUCACCACAAAGGAGUCCAGUGCUACUGAUGAAGCCUGGCGACUAUUAUCCACCUACCUAGAAAGGUACAAAGUCCAGAAUAACUUAUAUCAUCAUUGUGUAAUCAAGAAGCUCUUGACUCACGGGGUGCCUCUGCCUAAUUGGCUCAUAAAUAGUUAUAAGCAGGUUGAUGCUGCUGAGUUGCUCCGACUGUACCUGAACUAUGACCUUUUAGAAGAAGCCGUGGAUUUGGUUUCAGAAUAUGUGGAUGCUGUAUUGGGAAAAGGACAUCAGUACUUUGGAAUCGAGUUUCCACUGUCUGCAACUGCCCCCAUGGUGUGGCUGCCUUAUUCAUCUAUUGAUCAGCUUCUCCAGGCUCUGGGCGAGAACAGCGCCAACAGCCAUAACCUCGCACUGUCCCAGAAAAUCCUUGACAAAUUGGAAGACUACCAGCAAAAAGUUGAUAAGGCCACCAGGGACUUACUAUAUCGCCGGAACUUGUGAUCCGUUUGUUUGGCUGGCCAUUAUCACCACGAGCUGCCUCUUGGGGCUUCAAACUUUCUCCCACGGAAACCCUGUACCACAGGCUGAUCCUUUGGCCUGUAAAGGAGGGGAACAGCAGGGAGUUGGCAUUCUGUGCAAGCAACAAGGACAGAAGGGUCAUUGGACCUGUGCUUGCUGGCGGUGCUAACGAUAUUUCCAGUUUUCAACCUGGGGCUCAAACAGCUGCUUUUGUAUAUGAUUCACAAGCUUUUUUUUUAGAGUUUAUAUUUUUUUAAAGGCCUGAAAACAUCCUUUAUCUGCGAAUUCAAACUCACCUCCACUUUUCUUAAUAGCUCUGGUCUUGCAUUUUCUGUGGCUGAUUACCCAAAGCUGUCUCAACGAAUCUUUUCAUUCUGUCCUGUCACUUUUUUGUAUUUUAAUGAAAUUGUUUUGGUCCAAAAACUGACAUGUAUUUUCUGUACUGCAAAAAUUUUACGUGUAUUCUUUUAUUAUUUAUUGUGGAGUCUUAGUGGGAUCUUUAAUAGAGUAUUCAAUAUUUUUGCCAAGAUUAAGCCUAAAAUGGUGACCAGCUGUCAAAGAAAUGCCUUACUUUGAAUCUGGUUUUUGAGGCUAAAGUUGAGUAAAAUCUUAGCUAAGAAAAAAAUUGGGGUUCCCCAUCUUUAAAAGU